AUGACCGUCCCCAUCGCCAAGUCCUUCUACGACCUGAGUGCCACCUCCUUGCAGGGGGAGAAGGUGGACUUCAACGUCUUCCGGGGCCGCGUGGUCCUCAUCGAGAACGUGGCAUCCCUCUGAGGCACCACGGUGCGGGAUUACACUCAGCUCAACCAGCUGCAAGCCCGCUACCCCCGGCGGCUGGUCGUGCUGGGCUUCCCCUGCAACCAAUUUGGCUACCAGGAGAAUGGCACCAAUGAGGAGAUCCUCAACAGCCUGAAGCACGUGCGGCCGGGGGGUGGCUUCGAGCCCAACUUCACCCUCUUCCAGAAGUGCCAGGUGAACGGGAAGGACACCCACCCCGUCUUUGCCUACCUGAAGGCUCACUUGCCCGCACCGGCUGAUGAGGCGGCAAACCUGAUGGCCGAGCCCCGGUUCAUCACCUGGAGCCCGGUGCGGCGCUCCGACAUCUCCUGGAACUUUGAGAAGUUCCUGGUGGGUCCUGAGGGGGAACCUUUCCGGCGCUACAGCCCCCGCAUGCCCACCGCCCAGCUGGAGCCCGACAUCCAGCGUCUCCUCAAGCUGGCCAAGUAA
This is a messenger RNA of Mesitornis unicolor (brown roatelo), 576 nucleotides long. RefSeq names its product glutathione peroxidase 2 (gastrointestinal) (gene GPX2). Gene Ontology annotation, molecular function: glutathione peroxidase activity. The transcript is spliced from 2 exons. Gene Ontology annotation, biological process: response to oxidative stress. NCBI's taxonomy places the organism in Eukaryota, Metazoa, Chordata, Aves, Mesitornithiformes, Mesitornithidae. The record is from RefSeq and is a predicted model, not a curated record.